AUGCCGAAAAAGAACGCCCCGAAGGCUGCGGCCUCGUCGUCUGCCCAGACUGGCGAUUCUCGCUUCGCCAACUUCCAGUCCGACCCGCGAUUCCGCCUGCCGUCCAAAAAGUCCACCAAGACAAAGAUCGACAAGCGUUUCUCUCGCGUGCUGAACGACGAGGAUUUCACCAAGACCACAAAGGUCGAUCGCUAUGGUCGCAAGCUCAAGUCCGACAACAAGGCAAAGGCUCUGAAGAGCCUCUACCAGGAGGAGAGCGACGACGACAACAGCAACAGCGACAGCGACAGCGAUGCCGUUGAUGACGAUGAAGAAAUCCAGCGGGAGCUCAAAAAGGCCGAGGCCAAGGCCAAUUACGACCCCGCAAGAGGCGGGGGCUUCUCGUCCUCCGAAUCAGAUUCCGACUCGGAAGACGACGACGAGGAUGAGGACGACGACGAAGGCGGCGCCGCAGUGGCGCAGUCGGGCAGCAUGCAGAGGCUGCGGGACGCCCAAGCUGACGUCGAGGUCGGAGAGAUCACCAAGCGCAUAGCCGUCGUGAAUCUGGACUGGGACCACAUCAAGUCGGCAGACUUGCUAUCCUUGAUGUCGAGUUUCGUUCCCAGCGGCGGACGCAUCGACCGCGUCUCUAUAUACCCGAGCGAGUUCGGAAAGGAGAGAAUGCAGCGCGAGGAGCUAGAGGGUCCGCCCAAGGAGAUCUUCAAGAAGAAGGCUCAUUCGGAUGACGAGAGCUCGGACGCCGAGUCCCAGGGCGACAGCGACGACGACAAGGACGACGAUAUCGAGAAGGAUCUCAUCCAAGAGGGCGACGACCAGGACUUCGAUUCCGACGCACUACGGUCCUAUCAAUUGGACAGGCUGAGAUACUACUACGCCAUUGUACUGUGCUCCGACGAGGCUACGGCCGAGCAGAUCUACAAGGCUGUGGACGGCACCGAAUACCAAAGCUCGUCCAACUUCAUGGACCUGCGCUUUGUGCCCGACGAGCUCACAUUCGACGAUGAGCCCCGGGAUGAGUGUGAAAGCGUCCCCUUGGAUUACAGGCCAACCGAGUUCAUCACGGACGCUCUUCAACACUCCAAGGUCAAACUUACCUGGGACAUGCACCCGGACGAGGCGUCGCGUCGAGACAAGAUCAACCGGGCCUUCUCUGGCAGUCGGGCUGAGCUGGAGGAGAACGACAUGAAAGCUUACCUGGCAUCCAGCGACUCCGAGGGCGAUGACGAUGAGCCGGUAGCCGAGGCAGACGAGGACCAGCCAAAGCUAAGUAAAAAAGAACUAGCUCGGCAGAGGAUGCGUGAAGCUCUGGGCCUUGGUGCUGAAACUGCAUCCAAGUCCUCCAAGUCAGGUCCGGUGGGAGAAAUGGAGAUGACCUUCGCCCUCGAUGAUGAGGGAGAGGACAAGAAGGAAGAUUCGCCUGACAGGGAGGAAACCACCGUGGAGAAGUAUAUGCGCAAAGAGCGUGAAAAGAAGGCACGGAAGAAGGAGAAGUAUCUAGCCAAGAGGGAGGGUGCUGCCAAUGGCGCUGAGAAGGAAGACGCUCAAGAUCAAGAAGGGGAGGACCUCGGUUUUGACGACCCCUUCUUCACUACCGAACAGCCCGCCAAGGCCACAAAGACCUCUCAACGGAAAGAAGAACGACUUAAGAAGCGAGAGCAGAAGGAGGAAGAGUCCAAGAAGACGGCCGUCGAGAAGGCUCAACUGGAGAAGAUCAUGGCCGACGACUCCAAGGCCGCCGCUGACCAUCUUGAUCACUUUGACAUGAAUGAGAUUGCUCGCGCAGAGAAGCAAAAGUUCAAGAAGGGCAAGGGCAAGAAGAAGCAGAAGGACGUUCAGGAUCGUGGUGGCCUGCAGGAAGGCUUCAAGAUGGACACGAGCGACGAUCGAUUCAAGGCCGUCUUCGACAGCCAUGAGUUCGCCAUCGACCCGUCCAACCCGAAGUUCAAGGCCACGCCCGGAAUGAAGCAACUGCUCGAAGAGGGUCGCAAGAAGCGAAGUCACGGUGACGACGCAUCCAGCCGGGACAAGAAGAAAGCACGCAGGCGCUGA
Molecule: messenger RNA, 2049 nt
Organism: Neoarthrinium moseri
Lineage: Eukaryota; Fungi; Ascomycota; Sordariomycetes; Amphisphaeriales; Apiosporaceae
Exons: 2
Coding region: 1-2049 (682 amino acids)
Biological process (GO): rRNA processing
Cellular component (GO): nucleus
Molecular function (GO): RNA binding
Source: RefSeq, a predicted model, not a curated record